Molecule: messenger RNA, 1522 nt
Organism: Stegodyphus dumicola
Lineage: Eukaryota; Metazoa; Arthropoda; Arachnida; Araneae; Eresidae
Product: putative nuclease HARBI1
Source: RefSeq, a predicted model, not a curated record
UACUCAGAAAAUGGAUAAAAUUUCCAAAAACUUCAAGACAGCAGCAAGAACUGAAAACUGAUUUUAUGCGACUGGCUGGUUUUCCUGGUGUAAUUGGGGCAAUAGACUGCACUCAUGUGAAAAUAGUGGCACCUCCACGUAAUGACAGCACUUGUCCUGAGCACAUUUUUGUUAAUAGGCAUUACAGUCAUUCUAUAAACGUGCAAAUGAUAUGUGAUGCAAACCAAAAAAUUAUCAGUUGCAAUGCUAAGUUUCCUGGAUCAACACAUGAUGCUUUCAUAUGGAGGACAUCAGCUGUCAGAAGAAUAAUGCAAGAAAUAUCAUCGGCUGAAAAUACUACUUGGCUGUUAGGAGAUAGUGGUUAUCCUCUUGAGGAAGGUUUAUUAACUCCACGACUGGAUUCAUUAGAAAAUUCUCCUGAUCAAAGAUAUAAUGUUGCUUUGUGCAAAACAAGGAAUGUGAUAGAGAGAUGCUUUGGAGUCUUAAAAUCAAGAUUUAGGUAAUAAAGAGUAUUAAAUAAUUUAAAAUACUUUUUAGUGUACAGUAUUAUAUAAUGUUAAGUCAGAAUAUAUUAAAUAGUUAUUCCAAUAUUUUUUUUUUUUUUUUUUUUUUCAAGUGUCUGCUAGGAGAAAAAGUUUUGCAUUACAGACCACAAGUAGCAGGAAAAAUAAUAAACGCCUGUGUAGUCCUACAUAACAUGUGCAAAGCUCAUGGGCUGCCAGAUUCAGCACUUGUGGAAAGUGAAGAAAUUCCUUCAGAAAUUGAAAGAGGCACUUCACAUGCAAGAGCACUCUAAAUACAAUGUGAUUUAAUAACCAACUAUUUUAGUACGUUGUUUAAGCUCCUAACUAACUGAAAACUUAUCUGAAAACUCUAAUUAAUUUAAGUACUAAUUUCUUAAUAUGUUUCUCACCUCAAUUGGUAAUAAAUAAAACAAUCUAUAAACUAAAAUAAAAUCUAUAAAGCAAUAGCAUAUAAUUAAAAGCUAAUAAAAGCGAAAAUUUGAGAUAAUUUAACUCUAUUUUAUCCCCUGUAUUUUUAAAAUAAUUUUUCAGUAUAAUUUAUAAUAAGUUAUUUCUAUUUACAGGUUGAAAUAAGGAGAGCUACAGCUCUAGCAGAAACAUAUGGAUUAUUCAAAAAUUAUGUCACACUGUUAUAUAUAAUAAUUAACAUAUAUUUUUUCAAACUGAAUUUUUUUAUUUGUUAUGAUAAUUUCUAUCAAGUGCUGCAAACAUUAAUUGGCAAGAAUUAUUAAUUGUUUUGGUUAAUUCUGCUACUGCAGAUUUCAUAUCAUUUGCAGAGUUCUUCAUAGAACAUGACAGCUCACUGAUUGCUGCUGUCAUGUUUACAAUAUUUUGAUUUAACUCAUCAAUUUUCUCCUCCAUUGAUGACUGUGCUGCAGCUAUCUUGUCUAAUGCAGCCUCUGCUGCAUGUUUUAAUUUUUUUCGUGGAGGCUCCAUGAAACUGUUGGUGCUCUGGAAAGUCUCUGCAGCGGUAUGCUAAAUUGAGUUUGGCAGCAAAA